Poecilia reticulata (guppy) is the source of this 2803-nucleotide messenger RNA. It is a transcript of the gene ankrd33ba, whose product is annotated as ankyrin repeat domain 33ba. Gene Ontology annotation, molecular function: protein binding. Lineage: Eukaryota; Metazoa; Chordata; Actinopteri; Cyprinodontiformes; Poeciliidae. The record is from RefSeq and is a predicted model, not a curated record.
UAGGUGACUAUGGGUUAACAGGCUGGCGGCUCUCUCCGCCCUGCCUGGGACACGUCUCUUCGGCGCAGUAUUUUUACUUUCUGCUGAAAACGCCGUUUAUUUUGAAAAAAAGAAAGAAAGAGAAGAAAUAUACCCAGACCCUAACUAGUCUUCUGCGUGCUCUCCAAAUAUAUAAGUUUGAAAGAGCGUGCUUUCGCUUUCGGAAGGAGAAACGGGAAAUCGAACUUCGAGGGGGGACGUUUUACUGAUCAUCUGUGCCACUGCAACAUCAUUUCAUGCUGCACUCCACCGCGCGGACAGUGCCCUGGGCUCGGGGGUUAGAUGGUGCUGAUCACGGACGACAGGGAUGGAGGAAGCGCCUCGUCGCUGCGCGUCAAACAGCUGCAGCAGCAGAAAAAAGUUGGGGGGAACAUCGGCCAUGUCCACCCGACGAUAACCGAGGAGCCCCAGUCCAACUCCGAGGAGGACUACCUGGGGUCCUGCGAAGAGGACGGCGAGGACGAAGAGGGGAGCGAGGAGGACGGCGAUGAGUUCGAGGAGGUUGACUUUGAGGACUUGGAGGACUGUCGGAGCAUCGCGUCGGACGACUCUUUCUAUCCUCCGGAUGAUGCGUUCGCGGACUCGGAGCGCUCCCCGUCUCCGGAGAGCCCGGAGCCGCUGUCCUUUUUCAAGGCGUGCUGCACUAACAACGCGGCGAUUGUCCGGAUAAUGAUACGACACGGUGUGAAGGAAGAGGAGGUCAAGGAGACCGACAGGAAUAACCGGAUAGGGCUGCUGGUGGCAUGUUACCAAGGAUUCGUGGACGUCGUCAUAGCGCUGUCUCAGUGUCCGUACCUGAACGUCAACUGGCAGGACAGCGAGGGAAACACGGCUCUCAUCACCGCAGCGCAAGCAGGCCACAUAACAAUCACCAACUAUUUGCUGAACUACUACUGUGGGCUGGACAUAGAGAGAAGAAAUUGUCACGGCUUUACUGCUCUGAUGAAAGCUUCCAUGCAGGGCAGGGUGGAGUGCGUGCGCUCGCUCAUGAUGGCAGGAGCUUCCCUGGAUGCAAGGGACUUUGGUCGGAACCUGACUGCCAGGGAAUGGGCCUUGUUUACGGGUCGUUACGAAACGGCCUGGGUGAUGACACGUCUUAUGGAGCGGCCCUAUCCCUUCCAGUACUGUGACACAUACAGUCUAGAGUGGCCCCCACUGGCGUCCCUGGUAGCCAGAGCCCAGGAGCCCCGCGGCUGUCUGAAGCGCCUCUCGGACACGGUGCGCAACGUCUUCAACAUCGCAAAUGUCACCAACCCCGAGGAAGAAGGCGUUAUCGACCACCUGGUGUCUGUCACUACUGCCAUGAGAAGCCCUUUUAUUGCUGUGGCGUGUCGCACCGUGUGUCCCGAUAGUCCUCCAAGCGUGGGCAAACGUCGCUACGCAGUCCCAGAGAUCGUCCGCAAGCAGCGUGCCAAAGAGCUCCUGUGCGCCAACCCCGACAGGGUGGACAGCCACCGCAAACUUUUCCAAAACUCACGGGUCACCCUGGUGGCAAAGAACUCCGAGGACCGCCGGUCGAGCCUUCAAGUCCAGAGAGCGGUGCCUCGACACAGGAGCUCCAGCCUGGGCACGGUCUCUCACAUGCAGGCCCUGGAGCUGCGGAGAACCAGCCUGCUGCCGCUGCACAUGGUGCUGAGGAGGAGCAGCGUCAGGCCAGGGUUAAGCAUCCCCAAGGUGAGGAUUUCAAAGGCCCCCUCCACCACCUAUGAACCAGAACCGAUUAGGAGGAAAAGCAGCGCCAAAGACGGAGGGGGGAACCUGCUGCAGAUCCCCAAGUGGCGCUACAAGGAGCUGAAAGAAGAGAGAAGGAAGGCAGAGGAAGCGGAGAGAAAAAGGCUGGAGGCUGUUACUAGGAGACACAUCGCAGCUGGGAAAAGGAAAUAAUACAAUUACCUCAGGGAAGCUUCUUUUCAAAUCCUCACAACAACAACAACAACAACAACACCUGGACAGAUCACAAAGCCAGAAAGAUUUGGAUGGAAUAUUUUGAACCAUACAGAUUAUACAUCGAGACACUUUACUUAAACACUACUUUGAGAGCUUUAUUGUGGUCAGAGACUCACCCUGCAGACCUGGCACAUUAACUUGUUCUUAGAUAAUUUAUUUUGUAAUAUUUAUUGCUUUCAAAUGGACGGCCAACACUUUGCUUCGAUGAGUUGUGAGUUGUUGAGUUGUCGCAUCAGCAAUGCACUUUUAGUUUGGCACACUGUAGAACAGACGACAGGAAGAGACGUUCUCUCCUACUGCAGAAACACGUUCAUCUCUUCCUGCCUCGAAAAGGGGAAUCGCCUGGAUGGCAAUAUUCUGGAAUCAUGUCUUUGAAACAUUUACGGAUUAAGCGUCUUGUGUCGGCCGAGAAAUUGAAACACAAAUACAAGGACCUAAAUGCAUUUGCAGGAUAUAUAUACAUAUAUAUUUUUAGAAUGCUUACUGCUUUAAAGCCUUAGUCUGAAUGUAUUUUGAAUACAUACAUAUAUAUUUUGUACUAGAGAUAUGAUUGCUUUUCGAAGGUAUUUUUAUUCAGUGUGUACAUUGAUUUGCAUACGUGUUUUCUAGUUUUGACGUUUGAGUCAAAGGCAGAAUUAUUGGGGGGAAAAAAAACCUUUAAAGCAAUAAGAUCAAAUAAAACAUUCAAAUAUUCUCCACAUGUUUACAAGACAAAACCAAAUUUAUGUUUCAGAUAAACUAUUAUGCAAUGAGAGAUAUGUGACGUUGAGGUAUGAAGGGUAUGGAUGAUGUGAAAUAAACAUUUGUUGCUCACCAC